UAGAAUCUGCUGUUGGCUGUGCUCUCUAUGGAGCUUUGUGUUUCUAGCUGUUCUCUGACAAAGAGCUUGUUCUGUGCUGCACAUCUCGUCCUCUUUGUUCAGCCUCUGGCUUCAACCACUGAAUCACAAAUAUUCUCCAGCUGGGAACCAGACAAGGGCAGAAAUGAAGAAUCCAGAAGCCCAACAGGAUGUUUCAGUUUCCCAGGGAGUCCGCAUGAUAUUUUACAUGAUGAAGCCCAAUGAAACUUCAUUCCAAACUUUAGAAGAGGUGCCUGAUUAUGUAAAAAAGGCAACUCCAUUUUUCAUUUCCUUGAUGCUGCUUGAACUAGUUGUCAGCUGGAUUUGCAAAGGGAAGCCACCAGGUCGUUUGGAUGAUGCUUUAACAUCAAUAUCAGCUGGUGUUCUGUCUCGGCUUCCAAGUCUGUUUUUCAGGAGCAUUGAACUGACCACUUACAUUUAUAUCUGGGAGAACUACAGGCUCUUCAAUUUGCCUUGGGAUUCGCCGUGGACUUGGUAUUUGACCUUCUUAGGAGUUGACUUUGGUUACUACUGGUUCCAUCGCAUGGCCCACGAGGUUAAUAUUAUGUGGGCUGGACACCAAACACACCACAGUUCUGAAGACUAUAACUUAUCCACAGCGCUGAGACAAUCUGUCUUGCAGAUAUAUACUUCCUGGAUUUUCUACACUCCCCUGGCCCUCUUCAUACCACCUUCAGUAUAUGCUGUUCAUCUUCAGUUCAAUCUUCUCUACCAAUUUUGGAUCCAUACAGAGGUCAUCACUAACCUUGGUUUUUUGGAACUGAUUCUUAAUACUCCUAGCCAUCACAGGGUUCAUCAUGGCAGAAAUCGUUAUUGCAUAGACAAAAAUUAUGCUGGCGUUCUUAUUAUUUGGGAUAGAAUUUUUGGGACAUUUGAAGCAGAGAAUGAAAAAGUUGUAUAUGGUCUAACACAUCCCAUUAAUACAUUUGAACCAAUCAAGGUGCAGUUCCACCAUUUAUUUUACAUAUGGACUACAUUCUGGGCAACACCUGGAUGCUUUCAUAAGUUUUCUGUUAUAUUUAAAGGACCAGGAUGGGGUCCAGGUAAACCAAGACUUGGACUGAGUGAAGAAAUCCCACAGGUCACCGGGAAAGAAGUUCCCUUCUCAUCAUCUGCAUCUCAACUAUUAAAAAUGUACACGGUUGUACAGUUUGCUCUGAUGCUAGCAUUUUAUGAAGAGACCUUUGCAAAUACAGCUGCACUGUCACAAGUGACUCUCCUUUUGAGGGUUUGCUUCAUUAUCCUGACCUUGACUUCCAUUGGAUUUCUUCUGGAUCAAAGACUCAAGGCAGCUCUUAUGGAAACUCUCCGUUGCUUGGUGUUCUUAACGCUAUAUAGAUUCGGUCACCUGAAGCCUCUUGUCCCUUCCUUGUCAUUUGCCUUUGAGGUAUUUUUUUCCAUUUGCAUUGCUUUCUGGGGAGUUAGAAGCAUGAAACAACUUAUUUCUGGCCCUUGGAAAUAGCCUAAGUUUGUACACAACUCUCUUAUUUUAAUUAGUUAUCUACAAGCACAAUAUAUUAUUAGUGUACAUGGCAAUAUAAUUAUCUUAUAUAAUGCUUAUAUGGAUGAUUCUUUAAUGAAAGGUAAAUAUACUUAUUUACUCUUGUUUGCCUUCAACAUUUAUUUCUUAGUAUAAUUAAAGUCAGUUUCUAUCACUUUCCUUUAUUGCUACAGUUGAAAAACAAACAAUUUCAAAUAUAACCGUGACAUAUUUCCUGGUAGCAUCUGAGACAAUAAGAUGAAGGAAGAAAACUUAAAAACAGUAAAAAAGAUUGAAUGUUGCUUUUGCAUUGAUUUAGCAAUGUUUCUUUUGAUGUUUGUCAAAACUGGGCCUAGAUAAAUAUCUGCAGUAAUAAACCAGUGUUACAUUGGUUGUCUGCCUAACACCACUUUUACCCUUGCAUGCCACGUAACCUAAAGAGCUAAUUACAGAAAAAGACAUCACUGAAAUGAAAAUAAAUAGAAUGUGUCAGAACUAGUUUGUUCAACAGGUUGAUUUGUGAUACAUAUCUCUAAUAUAUUUGGUCAAUUAAUUUGGCAGAUUGAGGAACAUGCAAUAAUUCUGUGUUAUUUAAAAUUGUCACAAUGAUGUUAAUAAAACUCUCUAAAUAA
This is a messenger RNA of Lemur catta (Ring-tailed lemur), 2151 nucleotides long. It is a transcript of the gene AGMO, whose product is annotated as alkylglycerol monooxygenase. Gene Ontology annotation, molecular function: iron ion binding; oxidoreductase activity. The coding region runs from base 164 to 1501 and encodes 445 amino acids. The transcript is spliced from 13 exons. NCBI's taxonomy places the organism in Eukaryota, Metazoa, Chordata, Mammalia, Primates, Lemuridae. The record is from RefSeq and is a predicted model, not a curated record. Gene Ontology annotation, cellular component: endoplasmic reticulum. Gene Ontology annotation, biological process: lipid biosynthetic process.